AUAUGAUCCGAGCUAUGAUCCGAGAUCUACAAUUAACCAAUCAAAACGAACUUCUUCAAUGCUUUUGCGUCCUAAAGACACGUUCAAGUCGUGGAACUGGACGUGUGCAAAUAUUGUAGAACAUUAUCGCGAUAAGCUAGAACGAAAAGAUUGGGAAUAUGUACUUGAUAAAAUAAAGAAGGAUCUUCGAGACAUCACAGCUUCAGAAUCUGGGUUUAGCGUCAUGCACAAAAAGAAAGCUCAAGAAAUCCUUGACUGCUGGAAGCUGGGACUGCUAGUUGCCAGUGAUGAACUGCUUGUUCGACGCUUCCUUUUUGAGUGCAAACUGGGACUGCUAGUUGCCAGUGAUGAACUGCUUGUUCGACGCUCAUAUAUUUUGAUAAAUUUGUUUCCUAGUAUUAAAAAAUGGGCAAAGCCGAAUGAUAUAGGCCCCAAGUUUGAGUUUCAUCAGAUAGGACAGCAGGUGCUUGCGACCGGAAAUAAUGUUUCCAUUGAUAAUAUUGAUAAUCGACGUUUUACUGAAAAACAUCGCCGAGACCAUGAAGAGGAAGAAACUAUAGCACAGAAGAAAAAGAAGAGGCAAUUUACCGAACUAGUUGCAGACGCUGAAAACAAUCCGUUUUUUGAUAGAAGGGACCAAUCUGACACUCUUUCGGAUACUGAAAUUGUGCCCAGUUGCCCAGCAAUAAUCAAUGACGUUAUAGAACUAGAAUUGGGACCAUUGCCUCGAAAAGAGUCCAGAUGGUUCAUAAACGACACGGACGUCUCUGAGCGAUGGCAUUUAUUUAAGGAAAAAUCAUUAGAAUUGGCAAAUAGAGAAGGCCUUUUUGUAGAAAGCCAUACACAGCAAAUAUUGUCGCUAUCGCAUAUCCUUUUGCUUAAACCCAAACAACAUUGCCCGUUAAUAGUGGAAGUUUUUGGAGACGAGUUACUGGUAACGAUGUACGAGGAUAUCAUACAGAGACUUACCAAACAAGAAACAGAGUUUGAUAGUGAGUUAUUGAUGAAGCUUAUUCGCAUUGUUAAGCGCCUACAACGGAAGGAAAUCACAAGAGACGAUGCAGUUUCAGAACUGCAAAUUCUUACAGUUGGCCGUUCUUGUGGAGAACGCGCAAUUUUGAGGGCCAUAAGAAACAUUAUCGAAAGAGUUCCAAGACUCACACUUAAAGGCCCCGUUGGAGAGGUGGAACUGUGCAUCACUUAUAUUGACACAAUUCUUAGCCCGCUUUUUACGGAUCCUGAUCGCGGUACAUUUUUGCGAUGGUCAAAUAAAGAGGCUGUGGAGUCAAAGGCUAGAAAACCAGUCGGCAGAGCAAAACAACCAGAUGCUAUUAUCAAAGAAAUCGACCAGCUGUCUUGGAGCUUGAGCAAAGGACAUGGUGAAGCGAAAGUUCAAGAGGAGAUGAACAACCUUUACCUCCUUUGCACCGAUCUCAUCAGGAUAGCUGUAUUUAACAAAGAUGCGAUUGACUUUUAUAACAUGAAUUGUAUGCUCGGAUUUCAAGUUGUUGGGCAUCAUAUCACAUUCUAUCUCACAACUCUUUUGUGUGAUGCCUUAUAUGUUAUGAUAGAAGUUGGUCACAUUGAUGUGCCCAUGUCACUUGAACAAGUUCCUACUUUUCUCACCAGCCUUGAUACGCUUCUCAUCAUUUUCAAUGCAUAUUGGUCCAAUUGCACUAUGUCUACCGAAAAAAAAGAACCAAGCAAGCGUAGUACUCUUGCAACACCAAGUUUUAAAGAAAUGCCACUAGAAGAACCCAGAGAAGAACCAGAAGAUCUUCAAGAAAAAUUGGACGUAGAUAUGAAUGGGCCAGCAAAUUGUUUAGAUAUUAAUGGUGCCACAGAACCCAUCUCAGUUAUUUGGUCCAACUGGAUUCUCUGUCUCUCAACCACAAUUGUGGCAUCUUGUGAUGUAAAAUCUGCAGUUAAUCUUUCCAUAUGUGUGUCAAGUUCUGCAGCCAAAAAUGAUGCAAUUUUUGAAACAUUGAUCGAAGACAUCUAUAAUGGGAAAAAAAGAUUAUUAGUACGUUGUUUUGUUUUGAGAGAAUUAGCUGAAGGCUGGCAAAUGCCUAAUUUUUUUAUUGGUUAUUGUGAUUUAUUACUAAAAGCAAUUACAAAAUGGUUAGAAUAA
Messenger RNA from Cetraspora pellucida, 2131 nucleotides. NCBI's taxonomy places the organism in Eukaryota, Fungi, Glomeromycota, Glomeromycetes, Diversisporales, Gigasporaceae. The record is from the annotation of a GenBank genome assembly.